AUGCCUCCUCAAACGAUACCGCAGCCUAUACUAGAGAUCACCAACUCUUCAAGCUCUACUUUCCACUCCUUCGUCCCAAGAGCUAAUAUAACACCCAACUCAUUUCAGACGAAUACGGUGAUAGCAGCAUGUGUCAUGUUCUUGGCUAUUCUCAUAGCGUGGAAUCUACCGAUACUGAGGGAUGCUAUAGCGGGGUUGAAGCUAUUCACCGUGGGAGUGCAUGAGCUCUGUCACUUGGCCAUGGGUCUAAUCUGCGGAGGACAAGUGGUCAGUAUAUGUAUAGAUCCAAACGACGGAGGUGCAACCCACGUCAUGGGAUUGAUGAGGACCACACCGAGGAUACCGCGGAACCCCUAUGCCAUGCCCACUUUCGCUCAGACAUUUUGGAGUCCAAGUGCAGUAGCGACUUUGGCUUCUGGAUAUAUCGGUUCAUCGAUAGUUGGAUUUCUGUUCAUUUUUUCCGGAUUCAACAUCGUCGCUUCGAAAGCUUGUGCUUUGGUAUUGCAUUUUGGAUUACUAGUGCCGGUACUGAGAGCGGAUCAUUGGAUCGCAUACGCGAGUAUAAUAGGAUGUGAGGCUCUCUUGAUUGGACUAUGGUUUGGUGAUCAUGGAAAUGCUUUACGAUUCUUCGUCCUCUUUGUUGGAGUGAUGAACCUCUUUUACGUGGUAUGGGACUACAUAGACGAGAGACUAUUCGAUAAGAGGAAUACAUCGGAUUGUGCUCAAUUUUCCGAAUUGUUGGGUUGGCCAACAAGCUCGUGGUUCAUAUUCUGGUUUGUGUACGAUUCACUCGUCUUCACCGCUGCGAUCUUUGCGGGUAUUUGUGUUUUCAGGAGAACGGAUGAACAGAUGUAUCGAGAAGCAUCCAAAUUCCUUCCGACGAGAUGA
This is a messenger RNA of Kwoniella botswanensis, 888 nucleotides long. RefSeq lists its product as uncharacterized. Bases 1 to 888 code for a protein of 295 amino acids. NCBI's taxonomy places the organism in Eukaryota, Fungi, Basidiomycota, Tremellomycetes, Tremellales, Cryptococcaceae. The transcript has 11 exons. The record is from RefSeq and is a predicted model, not a curated record.